GGAUUUUCGGCCCGGAAAAUCUGAGAAAAUAAAAGUUGGAAAAAUCUGUGGACUAGCACAAUGGCAGCCCAGACCAUACUGUUCGACUUCACGCUGGAUAGUGCCAAAACGGCCGACGAGAAGCAGCGCCAGGAGGUGGCCAAGAUACUGCGAAACGAACUGGAGCACGUCUUCCCCCAGCUGGAGCUGGCAUACAGCAUGGAGUCGCCCGAGAACGGGUACUUCUCGGUGCUACACGAGAACAAGGCCACGAUUAUCACUUGCCGCAUCUUCCAGCACGGCCUGCUGACCGUCAAUGUGGAGUACUUCCUGCCCGCUGGCAAGGAGCCCAUAAUGUCCUUUGAUGGCUUGGUGCAUGGCAAGAGCUUGGAAAAUGCCUUGGCCGUGAAACUGAAGGCCAUUAGGGGACAAAAGCUGCCCGCCCUGAGGCGCGGUGAUGUCCCUAGGUAUUUUCCAUCGUCAGAUGAGCGCAUCAUUGAGUACGAUAUCGACAAGCUGGUCUACGAGGUGCGCUCGCCCUUCCAGAAGAUUCAAAUCUUACACUCAAAGACCCUGGGAAACAUGCUGCUGUUAGACGAGCUUCAGAACAUCGCCGAGUCCGAUCUGAUCUAUACGGAAACCCUGAUGGGUCGUGGCAUUGAAAACUAUGAGGGCAAGGAGAUCUGCAUUCUGGGUGGCGGGGACGGCGCCCUGCUGUACGAGCUGCUCAAGGAGAACCCCAAGCACGUGGUGAUGCUGGAGAUCGAUGAGCUGGUGAUGGAGGCCUGCAACAAGUAUCUCAAUUCGAUUUGCGGCGAUGUUCUGGAGAAGCGCAGGAGCGACCAGUACGAAAUCGUUGUGGGCGACUGUGUAGAGUACUUGAAGAAGUUCAUUGGCGAGGGCCGCAAGUUUGACUAUGUGUUCGGGGACCUCACCGACAUACCCAUCACAGGGGCACCUGUCGGUGUCGACUGGGAUUUUAUUAGGACCAUUUUCGAGCACUCGUUCAAGGUGCUGAAGCCCGAUGGCAAGUUCUUGACUCACGGCAACGGUACCAGCUGCACUGAAUCUCUGGAGCUGUUCGAAGAGCAGCUGUCACUGCUCAAGCCGAAGGUUAAGUUCACCACAUCGAAGGCAUUCGUUCCGUCAUUUAUGGAAGAGUGGCUCUUCUAUCAAGUGUCUUUCGCUUGACCAGCUCAAGGCGAACGACCAGUAGCGCGACGACUAGGGGGCAAGGGAGGCCAGCCACGUAUAACAGCACCACCAGCAACUACUAUAAAGACGGAUAAUACCACAACGUGUCUCCGGAAUGCUACUUCCAGCACACCAUCAGCCCACACACCAGCAGCAUUAGCAACAUCUGAAACAUCAACAGCACCACCACACCACAACGACCAGAACAAGCCCAGAACGGAGCUUGAACUACGAGAGCCGCUCAUCAAGCUGCACUCCUACACAGUCACUCUGCACGGAGCAGCAGAAGUCAAGCCGGCGCUGCCCAAGCUCCGGCAGCGUCGUCGCCAGCUACGUGUGCACUAUCACCAUUCUCUGGUUUCUUAGUGGAGGCUAAUGUCAUCGCCAUCGUCAUCCGCAUCGCAUCGCAGCUCAAGGCAUCUCUCAACAGAAGAAGAACAAAACCGAACCCAAACGCACUUCCAAUGGCUGUUACUUACAAUUGAAAACCAAACCAAAUAUUUAUCCAACUCGUUUACGUUUACGAUUAAGUUAGAAGUUAAUUCUGUUCUCGUUCUCGUUUACUGAUUAUUUCACUAACUAAAUUUAAGUCGAAAGUACAAGUUUUAACGACGGGGACAGGCGACACCACAAUUUUACGUAUUUGUGUUUAAUUAAAUUACUUCUAAGCGUGGAAUGUAUGUUUGCGACUACUAGUAUUUGUAUCUGUAGUACAUACCCACAUGUGUGGGUACAUACUCGUGUGUAUUUCUUGUAAUGUAUAUCCUACUACUAUGUACACUCGUAGUGCAGUGCAUAUGUUUAGUUUUCCAUUUACGGGCAAAUGUACGGAAUAUGAGGAGGCAGGCUCGCCCGAGCGAGCAUGUGUGCAUGAGGGUGUGAGGAACGUAGCAUUCGACACCAUCAUUUAUUGCUGUACAAUUAAUAAUACAACUUAUUUCACUUGAAUUUUAACGAAAAUACUUGAAAAGUAAUAAAUAGUCGUACGCAGAAUCAGAA
This is a messenger RNA of Drosophila persimilis, 2172 nucleotides long. It is a transcript of the gene Sms, whose product is annotated as spermine synthase. The coding region runs from base 61 to 1170 and encodes 369 amino acids. The transcript is spliced from 4 exons. Gene Ontology annotation, molecular function: spermine synthase activity. Gene Ontology annotation, biological process: spermine biosynthetic process. Lineage: Eukaryota; Metazoa; Arthropoda; Insecta; Diptera; Drosophilidae. The record is from RefSeq and is a predicted model, not a curated record.